Molecule: messenger RNA, 1598 nt
Organism: Orbicella faveolata
Lineage: Eukaryota; Metazoa; Cnidaria; Anthozoa; Scleractinia; Merulinidae
Product: E3 ubiquitin-protein ligase RNF34-like
Biological process (GO): protein K48-linked ubiquitination; negative regulation of extrinsic apoptotic signaling pathway via death domain receptors; proteasome-mediated ubiquitin-dependent protein catabolic process
Cellular component (GO): plasma membrane; cytoplasm
Molecular function (GO): ubiquitin protein ligase activity; metal ion binding
Source: RefSeq, a predicted model, not a curated record
UACUUUCUUGAUGACUGUGGGUCUUUCGCUUCUAUAAUUGCUACAUUAUCAGGCCGAAACAUUCUUUUCACCUCCUUCUUUGCCUGUUAUGGGCGCUGGUGGUGUCAGUGGGGAGCUAAGAGAUCAUUCAGAGCACGUGGAUGCGAUAUUGCGCUCACAUUUUAAUGUAACUAACGGCCGACCUUCGAACCUAUCUUCUGCUUCGCCCCGGCCGAGUGGAGCUUCGAGUAGCAAUUUCACUUUUUCGGAGGACGUUCUCGAAGAAAUGGCUUGUUUCAGCUGCAGCUCCAAUUUCACGCUCUUCAAAAGGAAGAAUCUCUGUCGGAAUUGCAAAAGACAUUACUGCAAUGAUUGCUUUGCGAAAGAAACCAACUUUGUCCCUGGAGAGAACACCAGGAAUUGCUUGACCUGCCGUGCUCUGCAGUCUCCCAUAGCCUACAAGGACCAUCUCAUAAGGUUGAAAGUUAAAGACCUUCAAGAUUAUUUGAGGGCCAGGCAGAUAUCCACCAAUCAUUGUAAAGAGAAGCGAGAGCUGGUGGAGUUAAUUUUACGGCAUGUUGAAGGAAGAUCAAAUGCAGCUUCCUCCUCCACGGCACAUUCUCAACAAGGAAGGCAACAACCUCAAGCACAACCCUCAUAUCCCCUUCCACCGAACUUAUUUUCUGCAAGGAUAGGCCACCCUAGGAGUUCAAACUUUCAACCUCCAUCAAAUGCGCAGCCUGUGCAGGUUCCUCGGCCAGCACAACAAGCCUCUCAAAGUAAGAGUCUGAGCGAAAUCCGGAACAUUGAUGAAGUAGAGGAGCUUUCAGUAAAGGAGCUCAAGCACAUUCUAACAGCAAAUUUUGUGGACUUCAAGGGCUGUUGUGAAAAGAAAGAACUCUUAGAACGGGUUAGAACUCUUUGGAAUUCCAAGCAAACAAACAAUAAAAAGAAAUCUUCAAUGGAACUAGAAGAUGAUGUUGAUUUUGAAGAUCAGUGUAAGAUAUGUAUGGAUGCUGGAAUAGACUGUGUACUACUUGAGUGUGGUCACAUGGUUACUUGCACAAAGUGCGGCAAGCAGAUCACAGACUGUCCAAUAUGUCGGCAGCAUAUUUCUAGGAUUGUCCAUGUCUUUAAAGCUUAACCUUUGCUAAAUGUAAUAGGACAUCAAGCAUUGUGUUGUUUGUGUUUGAGAUCUUGUUUGGCAAACAAAGUCUUAAACCUUACUGCUCAAGCCAAGAUGAUGAUUUAGUCACGGACUGAUCAUUUUGCAUUUUGUUACUUUUGAAUGUCUUUGCAAAAGUUUAGAUUAAAUCAGAAAAAGCUAAAGCUAUAUCAUACCAUUCUUUCAGUGAAGAAUAAUUUUUAAAAAUUUUAAUAUUUUUCUUUAAGCUCUCACUAGUAAAACAGAUAGGGCAGUUUAAAAAUUUAUGCUUUAGCUUUUGAAUUUAUUGUGAAGUAUAUUUCAUUUGGUCAAGGGACUUAUUUAUCAGUCAAGAUCAUGGUCUUUAUAUUACACAUGUCAACCAUAAUUUAACAGUAUUGAUGUUAAACAUACUCAAGUGUUAUAAAUCAUAUGCUUUAAGGUAGUUGUAGUUAUAUUGUAUGAAAAAAAAAAA